This is a messenger RNA of Exophiala aquamarina CBS 119918, 1818 nucleotides long. RefSeq lists its product as uncharacterized. The record is from RefSeq and is a predicted model, not a curated record. The transcript has a single exon. Lineage: Eukaryota; Fungi; Ascomycota; Eurotiomycetes; Chaetothyriales; Herpotrichiellaceae. The coding region runs from base 1 to 1818 and encodes 605 amino acids.
AUGUCGUUGGCUCCAUACUAUUAUAGACCUUUGACCCCUCCGCAGGGUGGUGCUGCUGGUCGGCACUCUCAUGCUCGGAAUCUGUCAGCUUCGUCAUACUGCACAAUUGACACUUCACCCGAGUCAGUUAUAACUGCUAAUUCAACUCCAAACCGAUCUCCGGUUCUUCGUCAACAUGGCCCAACGUUGCUCCCGAAGAUCAGGACUCAGGACUCCGCCACAGAUGCUCGCCUUGCACACCUUCCAGCAUCCCACAAACGGACGGGUUCCACAAACCAUACCAAAUACAAUCGUCCUGUUGUGUAUCGCAGCGCGACCGAACCUGCCGAAUGCCUUCCCCUGAUCUCUCCAGUGUCAAACGCCCCAUAUUCUCGCUCCAACUCCCUCAUUCCCUCACCAACCUUUUCAAAGGCUCGGUUGCAGGUCCCAACCAAAAACCAUUCUCGCUCGACUUCUGCCUCGAGCAUCGAUAGUAAUGUCCUCAACCGCUUCGGCUACCCUACCUAUCGACAGAUGCCGGUCUAUGUUGCUCAAAACCAGCAUACCCCAUCGCCUGAUCUCUUUGCCACGACAUACACGUCAUACCAGGACAUACCUCUGCUCGAGCCUCCCAUGAUUAACCUAGAGGGUACUUUCGAUCUUCCCAUCGACCUAGACUCAGUGUCUCGUCCAUCAUCCAUGAGCCCACCCCCUAUGAUUGCGCCAGUCUCGACGACCAGCAUGCUCAGUUAUUUGACGCAGCCAACGCAACCGGUCAACUUAGUUCGACACUUGACUUUCCAGACUGGCCGUGGAUUGACAAACCACUUUUGGUGGGAUGUCCGGAAUGUGCGCUCGUGGAAAAGUUUCUCUUUGGCCACCAUGUCCACCAUCCCCGAUCUUCUGACCUUGCUCAAUUUCCAACACGAUACUGCAUGUCUGCCACUAAUCAACAUGAACACUUCCACUGUGACACCCAGUUCCGAAGUCGACCUUGCUAAUUUAAUCUCCAAGAUCUAUUUCCCCAAGGUCAAUACUGCCACCAGGCUCUCACUUGGAAACAAUGCCAUCUCAUUGUAUCCUGCGCCCACACCCACUGGGUCUGGCGUUAGCUCAAACGCGGCUAACAUUCCCACCUUUUUGGCCAACUACCCCAGUGACAACGAUCGGACACUGUCAGGCUUGCCACGGGGCCGCGUCGUAGGACUGGCCCGGUCCUUCGAUCGCUGGAACACAGGCAUGUACCGUGAAGGACCCGCUCGGAAAGUUGAAUACUUGCGCACUCUUGCUCAUUUGCAGAAAUGCAUGCGUGACCACAGCUGUCGCUAUGGAUUCAUCAUCACCGAGAUUGAACUUGUCUGUGUCCGUGCUGGUUGUGACGACCGUGGCAACCCGUACUUCGGAUACCUGGAAGUUGCGGAAGCCGUCGAAACAAAGACUUUUACCAGGAGAGACGGACUGGCCAUGGGGCGGGUCGAAGGCGAAGUCAGCAUGACUGUAACAUUGGCCCUCUACUACCUUCUUAUGCUGGCGAAGUCCACCCCUCUGCCAGGUCAACCGGCAAGCUUCAUGGAUGUAGGCGGAGCAGGUGCCCUGUCGAGGUCUAGAGUUUGGGACGGUGCAAGCGGCACUGGCUUGAAUCCCAUCAACAUCGAUGAAGAUAGUGAUGUGGAAGAGUUGGGAAAGGAUGGAAAGGACAGAUGGAUCCCAGAGCCGCAAAUGGGUGAGAAAAGAGAGGCAAGAACUGUCCGAGGUUGGGUCUGGCCCAGUGACCCAUGGCACAAGAGAGAAGGAGAGCGAGGAGAGCGAGGAAGUGGCGGAAGAGGUGGCAGAAGGUGA